AUGCUGCACUGCACUCUGAUUUCUCUGCUAGCUGGCGGGGCAAUCGCCGCCGACUCGUACAACAACCUGCACAACCACGAACAUGCCAAACGGAUGGGCAAAGAGGUGCAGGGUAAGGAGGUAUCUCAUCUUUUCCGCCGUGAUGGAACCUGUUCGUUCCCCAACUACGACGGCAUGGUAGCGGUUCAGUCAGACAGCAAAAAUGCUGGAUGGGCGAUGAGCUGGGACCAAUCGUGUAGUUAUGGAAGCUGGUGUCCAUAUGCUUGUAGUCCAGGCCAGUUGGCAGGUCAGUGGGACCCCCAAGUCACAAGCUACUCUUACCCAGGCUCUCAAUACGGUGGAUUGUACUGUGAUGAAAACGGAAAUUUGCAAAAGCCAAUCUCGCAAAAUGACUACUGUUACGAUGGGAAGGGAACCGUGACGGCCAAAAACAACGCUGGAUCGGACGUUCCUUUCUGUCAAACCGUCCUUCCAGGUAACGAAGAAAUGUUGAUCCCAACUUUGGUCAACAGCGGGUCUGAGGAAAGUUUGGCCGUGCCGGGUACCGAAUACUGGGCCCAGACUGCAGCUCAUUACUACAUCAACCCACCAGGAACAAGUGUGGCCGACGGCUGCAAAUGGGGUUCGUUAUCGAACCCAAGAGGAAACUGGUCGCCAUACGUGGCGGGUGCCAACAUGGACGAUUCUCAAAACACAUAUGUGAAGAUCGGUUGGAAUCCAAUCUAUUUGGAGGAUUCUUGUCCAUUCAAAAACACCAGACCAUCAUUUGGGGUAAAAAUCACUUGCGAUGACGAAUCUCAAUGUGUAGGUCUGCCAUGCUCGAUUGAUCCUUCUCAACAGGACGUCAAUCAGAUUGGGGGCCAGGGAUCUGGCGGUGCUGGCGGUGCUGGCGGUGCUCAAUUCUGUGUCGUUACCGCUCGUAAUGGUGCCAAGGCCAACAUUGAGGUUUUCGAGACUUCUUCCGGCAACACAAAGCGUGACGUUCCACACCACGCUCAUAACAAAAGAGGCCAACGUACUGUCAUCAGCACUAUGACUAUUUAA
Molecule: messenger RNA, 1044 nt
Organism: Lachancea lanzarotensis
Lineage: Eukaryota; Fungi; Ascomycota; Saccharomycetes; Saccharomycetales; Saccharomycetaceae
Product: LALA0S05e02696g1_1
Exons: 1
Coding region: 1-1044 (347 amino acids)
Source: RefSeq, a predicted model, not a curated record